This is a messenger RNA of Passer montanus (Eurasian tree sparrow), 758 nucleotides long. It is a transcript of the gene MRPL18, whose product is annotated as mitochondrial ribosomal protein L18. The record is from RefSeq and is a predicted model, not a curated record. Gene Ontology annotation, cellular component: mitochondrion; ribosome. Bases 88 to 627 code for a protein of 179 amino acids. The transcript has 4 exons. Gene Ontology annotation, biological process: translation. Gene Ontology annotation, molecular function: 5S rRNA binding; structural constituent of ribosome. NCBI's taxonomy places the organism in Eukaryota, Metazoa, Chordata, Aves, Passeriformes, Passeridae.
UCCGCGGGAAGCGCCGCCCCUCGCGCAUGGCGGCGCCCGGCUGUCCCUGAGCGGGGCCGCCCGGGGCUGCGGCAGGUCCGGCUCCCCAUGGCGCUGAGCAGCCGCCUGCUGCUGGCGGCCGGCGGGCUCCGUGCAGCGGGUGUUCGUUUUGCAUCAACUACAGCCAGUGUCAAAACUGAGACUGAAGUGGAUACAAGUGAAAAUGAGGUUGUUGCCCCAAACUUCACUAAUAGAAAUCCUCGGAACUUGGAGCAGAUGGCCCUGGCUAGGAAGGAGCGUGGCUGGAAGACAACGUGGCCGAAGCGUGAGUUCUGGCACAGAUUACGGCUUGAGCGGACACAGCAUUACGUAGAAGCCUUUGUCGAGCGCUCCAAUGGGGAUGUUGUGCUGUCUGCCUCUACCCGAGAGUGGGCCAUAAAGAGACACUUGUACAGUCCCAAGGGAGUAGCUGCAUGCAGAAACCUUGGCCGUGUAAUGGCACAGCGCUGUUUGGAAGCUGGAAUCAACUUUGUGAACUUUAAAGCCAUUAUCCCCUGGGAACACCGUUGUGACUCGAUUCAGGAAUUUGAGAAAGCUAUGAAGGAAGGUGGUGUUGUUCUGCAUGAGCCACGGAGAAUCUACCGAUAAAAUGGAGAUCGUUGGGAAGACUUUCCAAGGAGCAAGGAUUGCUUCUUUAGGUUUGUGUACUGGCAAAGGGAAGGUCCAGAUCUGGAAAAAGUUGGAAUGUGUCAUCUUAUAAUAAAAUAUUUUCACAUGGA